Molecule: messenger RNA, 5450 nt
Organism: Paramuricea clavata
Lineage: Eukaryota; Metazoa; Cnidaria; Anthozoa; Malacalcyonacea; Plexauridae
Source: the annotation of a GenBank genome assembly
AUGGCGAAGACGCAAAACAAAGGCUCCACCAGUGACUUCGCAUGGCGCAAGAAUUCGCUACAAGAGAAGCGAAAAAUGAGAAAGAAAAGAAAUGAGAGAAAAAAAUGUGAACGGAAAGAAAGAAAUAAAAGUUUAAUAAAAAAGAAGGAAGAAAAUGUUCAAGUGAGCUUGGAGUGUGCACAGACCGAGGCAAUGCGUUACAAGAAAUUGGCUGAGAAAUAUAUGGCACUGUGGAAAAACGCAGCUAAACAGAAAGGCAAUAAGGUGAUUAUAAACUAUAACUGUUACGAAAGCCUAGCUAAAUAGUUACGCUUAUCCACCUGCCACAUAUUUUGUUUUGGAAUUCACUAUUUUGUAUUUUAAACAGAUUAUAGAAACCCAGCCUCAGUAGAAUAUGUUAUUAAGAAGAUUGAACAUGCAAAUUUAACAGAAGCAAAUGGAAAUGGAAUCGACUUGUUUGGGCUCACCAAAGGCGCAUAUUAGGGUGCAUCAUACGCCCCUACUGUUUACUAUUAGCCCUACCUUUUUUUUGCUAGUGAGGUUCAUCCUAAGUAAUAAAACUGUGAAGUUUAGAAUUGCUUGGACAAUUUUUAGGGAUAGCAGGUACCCCGUUCCCAUUACGGCAUGUACAAUAGAAUGAAAAUAGCCCAGAUGUGCAAUAUCUUAGCUUAAGAUGACCAUAGAGACUUUAUUUUGGUAUCAAAUUAUGCAGAAUUCCCAAGUUUAUAGGUCUAAAACCUUUAUUUUACAAGUUAUCCUUUAUAAUAGUCAAAUUUGAGCAUUUGGUCAGUUUUUGUAUUACAUUAUGUUACACAACCAAUUAAAUUUUUCCGUAUUUGUUAAUAAGAUUUCUAAGAGUAACUGUAAAAUAUGACUGGCAUGUUAUCCUCUGAACUGCACUACUUUUAGUUCUAAACAAAUCUACCAUUAAUAUAAAGAUCAUUAGUAGUUCAGUACAUUUAAAGAAUAAACUACGUAAAUUAUUUCCAACUAAACGAGACGUAUACCUUAAAGAAUGUCCGAGUAAAAUCCACAAAGUAUGGUCAGUACCUUAAUAGUCCCAAAAAUGAAGGUUUUUCGGCACUUGAUGCUACCCCUUAUUCGAUACCUGUUGUGGAAUAGGAAGACAAAAUUGACACAACAUCAAGCAUCAAUGGUACCAUUAUAGGAGUCGAACAAGCUUCUAAGCAUAUCGGUUGUAAUGGCUGUACCAAACGAAACGUUGAAAUUGUUGCUCCCAAAAAGGCUAUCUGCCAGUCUUGCAAGCUACAACCUGUUCUAUCCGCUGGACCCUGCGUAUUCUGGUUAAGCCUAAAGCGGCUCCAAAAACGUCCAUCUUCGUCUAGACAGCAAUUCAACAGAGGCUUUACUGCAGCUCAUCAACCCAGCAUUCCAACUUGAAACAGCUAUCGAAGAUGUCAUUGUUGCGAUGAUUCUGGAAAAUUAUCAAACCUCUCUAACUUUUACGUAUGAUGCGUUUACUUACCAAGUUAGCGAAGUUAGUCGUUCUACAGUUUAAACUGUUAACUUAGUUUGUUCUUUAAAAACAUUGCAUGCCGUUAACCUACUUAAAAUGUUAAAACUGUCUACCAUGUAUGGUAGAACAUUUCAAAGUUUCGCUGGCUUGUUUGUUCAUAAAAAAACAUUUAUAUGGAACUUGUGUUUCUUGACUUUAGUUAAAUCAUAUGUGUUGUAUAAGGCUAAAAUAAGGGCGAAGGGUUUGUUGAGUUUUGUUUAUUGUUGAUUAAAAAAAGAUUUGUGAUGACUGUCAUUGUAUUUACUGUCCAUUUUGCGGCCUAUUAAUAUAUAUAUAUAUAUAUAUAUAUUGUCAUCUUUAGAAUGUUACCGUGUUGUUAACAAAAAAUUACACAUUUCGAACGCACAUCGCUAAUCUGUGAUUACUUCUAGUAACUAUAAUUUGGUAAUAUUUGUAACUAAAAGAGCGAGAGCAUAUGUUUAAUAAUAAGUUAUGAUUAUUAACUUAAAGGUAUGUUGACUGGCUGGGGACAACUUUUAAUGAGGAAUUACCAGAUGAAAACUGGAGGAUAACAGAUCCUCGCCCAUCUGCUGUUAGGGCUACAACAGUGGAUAAUCGUGACAAUGAUUAUUACAGGUUAGUUAAUACUGUAGAAAGACACACUAGAUGCAGUCCAGCAUAUUGUUUGAAACAGAAAAGAGUGGACCUGCUUGCAGCAGAAUUGGUUUUCCAAAGCCAUUACAAGAAGAAACAGAACUGAGUUGGUGGUAAGUAAGAAUGCUAAGUCUGUUGAGUCUCAGUUACAUACCAAACAAAAUGAUCAAAGGUUAAAUUCGCAUAACAGGGUGAUGCUCAAAAACUGGCGGGCAAAUGUAGAUUUGCAAGUCAUUGUAGAUGAGAAGGCUUGUGCAAGAUACAUGGCUAAAUAUGCUGCGAAAGGAGAAGCCCGAUCGAAAUCAGCAUCAGAAAUACUAAAAUUGUACAUGUCCUCAUUACAGAAUGAUGAUAAAGUCUCCUCAGCCUUCAAUAAAGCAAUGAUCCAAGUUGCUGGGGAUAGAGAUAUGGCAGCACAAGAAACUGUGCAUAUGUUACUUAGUCUACCACUGGUUGGCUGCACAUUUAGUUUUGUUACUAUUUCUUUAGAUAACAGCAGGAAGGUUAAUAUUGAUGCAGAAAACGAAGGCGACAAGGUACUUCAAAAGUCUGCACUACAAGAAUAUGCAGAACGUGCAAAAUUGAAGAGUAGGUAUACAGGGUUGUCUCGGCUAAAUCUGAUGCAAUUAUGUGUCACAGUACACCAAAGUCAGAGGUGAGUUGACAAAAUGAGCAAGUCCAUACAUUGUCAGAACAUUUCCAAAGAUUUCAGCUAAUCCCACUAGUGCUGAUUUUGGAAAAUACUGCAAAUAUCAACUAAUAAAGUUUAAACUAUGGGAGGGUCAACCGUCAAAUGCUUGGAACAAUGAGGAUGAAAGUAAGGAAAUGUUUAUUAAAACUUACGAUUUUUUUUAUACAGAGUUCAUGAUGCACAAUGUGGUCAAACCACUAAUCUGAAAUAAGACUGGAUAACGCAUUUAUAGUAUACAAAAGUGAAGCCGGAAGUCACCGGCCGCCACCCAAUUCUGGGGCCCCAAUUUUGUAUAGAUUUGUAUUACAGAUGGUAGUUUUUCGCGUUUUUUUUUCUCCUUGGCUACGUUUCCGACCGAGCCAAUUUUACAAUCACAAAGAUAGAAGCAUACAAGAAGAAUUUUGAGCAAAAGAGUAUUAUGGCUUUAUAAUGCUGCGAAACGGGAUUUACAACUCUGAAGGAGUGGAGAGCCUCAGACUUUGUUUAUCAACACAAGCUCGUUUUGCUACUUUCGUACAAAAUCAACUCAAAAUAUACAAGAAUUACUGUUACUGGAUGAAUGUUCUCACAAAAUUUGAAGAAACUGAAGCAGCUACAUUGUGAACAAAAGCGUACUGAGGUUAGUUUUAAAAUACCUUGAGGCUACUUUUAUAAUUAUACGAAUUAAGGAACAGUUUUAAAUGUCAAUUUUGUCAUGAGCAUUCCCUGGCGACUUGUCCAGAAGUUUUAUAUGUUUUAAAGUAGGAAGACAAGUGACAAUCAAAUAUUUUUAAUCCAAAUUAUAAACAAUGACUCAAUAUGUUGUUUUAAUUCACAUAAUUAUAAAAGUAGCCUCAAGGUAUUUUAAAACUAACCUCUGUACGCUUUCAUUCACAAUGUAGCUGCUUCAUUUCUUCAAGUUUCCUGAGAAUAUUCGUCGAGUAACAGUAUUAAAAUUCUUGUAUAUUUUGAGUUGAUUUUGUAUGAAAGUGCAAAACGAGCUUGUGUUGAUAAACAAAGUCUGAGGCUCUCCACUCCUGCAGAGUUGUAAAUUCCAUUUCGCAGCAUUAUAAAGCCAUAAUACACCAAAUUUUUUGCUCAAAUUGUUCUUGUAUGCUUCUAUCUUUGUGAUUGUAAAAUUGGCCGGUCGGAAACGUAGCAGGGGCAAAAAACGCGAAAAACUACCGUCUGUAAUACAAAUCUAUACAAAAGUGGGGCCCCAGAAUUGGGUGGUGGCCAGUGACUUCCGGCUUCACUUUUGUAUACUAUAGAUGUGUUAUCCAGUCUUAUUUCAGAUCAGUGGGUCAAACCUUUGAAAACGAUCCAAGUGACAAUGAAGAUGAUGACGAUGAAAGUGAAGUUGAUCCUUACGAGGAGGAGGAAGUUGAUGAUUGGAUGUGUUGUUGUGCAGAAUUAACCAAGAUUAUGGGGAAGCAGGGAAUGGGAUGUCAGACAAUGAAGCAGCGGAUUGGUUUGAAAUGGUAAGAGCUGUGCCUAGAGAUUUGUUAAGGGAAUCUCCAGGAUGUAUCUAUAGUCAGAGAAAGGAGGCUGAAGAACAUGGUCAGCAAUGCCGAGAAGAUGAUCAACAAUGUGUAAUUGAUCCAGAGACCUUGAAUGAAAAACAACGGCUUGCUUACAACAUCAUCACAUCUCAGAAUGGUGAUAAUGCCGAGCCUGUUUAUAUGAUUGUGUGUGGAACAGCUGGCACAGGUAAGACAUACUUAAUAAGUGCUGCGAAACAAGUAUUAGGCACUCAACUACUGGGAUUGCAGCCUUCAGCAUUAUUGGUCAAACAUUACAUUCUGCUGCUCAACUUCCUAUCCGUGAAUAUAGGGAUUUGCAGGGUGAAUAUAGAGGUUACAGCUGAGGCUGGAAGGUAAAAAUUUUCUGAUUAUUGAUGAAAUGUCAAUGAUUGGACAUAAAAUGCUAUCAUGGCUGGACAAUAGAUUACAUGCUGGUACUGGAAAGGACUAUAUCCCUUUUGGUGGUAUGUCAGUAAUUCUAAUGGGUGAUUUUGGUCAAUUACCACUUGUUGGUGAUACGCCAAUGUAUGUUUCAGGUACCGGAACGGUAGUUAGUGACCAUGGACAUAGUCUGUAUCUAGAGUAUGCUUUUAGAGCCUUGCUGAUGAGAAUGCAGAAUGGAGAACUGAUGGAGGAGGACUGGAAACUAUUGUUGGAGCAUUCAACAACAAAUGUACCAAUGGAUCAAUUCACUGAUGUCAUCUGAUUGCACUUUGACAAGAAAAGUGUAACUGAAUACAAUUAUGAGAAGCUAUUGCAGCUUGGACAACCUGUCACGAAAAUUCAGGCAAAACAUUCUGGUCAUGGUGCCAGUGCGGCCAUGUCAGACGAAGCUGGUGGAUUGGACGCUGUUCUGUUUUUAUCCGCAAAAGCAGAAGUAAUGCUCACUUGCAACCUGUGGGCUGAAGUUGGUCUCUGCAAUGGCUCAUUUGGCACUAUCGAGCAGAUUUGGUUUGCCGAGAAUAUGGGUCCACCAAAUCUGCCAAUAGCAGUAUUGGUACACUUCAACAGUUACUCUGGUCCUGCAUUCCUAGAUGGAUUUCUAAAUGUAUACCUGUGCCACCCAAAGUGUUUGAAUGGGUGGCUGAUGGAAAGUACCAAGGCAACAAGUGCCCUUGCGGUUGAG